AUGGUAGCAUUGUAUGUUAUUUCAGGCUCUCCUCUUUCUCGUGAGCUGCUCCGCCUACUCUACUUGCCACUUGGUAACGCUGGACAGUCAAACUCUAUCUUUAAUCUCUUCAAUCCUCUUCAUAAUGGCAUAAGUCCCGAAUCCGGACCCUCAGAUCGGUUCUCCUGGUCUCCAGGACAGCAAAUAGCUCCAAAUCACAUAAAUGUACUCAACGGCGUUAGUGGGGGCUUACAGGACCUACGGCUGAUGUUGAGCCUACGUGGACUUCGUAGCCUCGUCGACUUGCUUGAUGUGAGCACUACGCGACGCCGGCUCUCCUGUCACCUGUUGGCUGGAACACUGGAUCGUAAUGAUGCUGCUGUUGCGGCGGUCGUUGAAGCUGCGACAGCAGCUGCUGCUGCCUCUUCCGCAGUCUCUGAAGCCUCACAGGCUCUCCAGCUGAAGGCUCCAGACACAACUGAUGUUACGUCUUCUGCUGACCUCGCAGCUCUCCAGCAUCAGGCUAUGAUAGCAACUGCUGAUCUGGCUGCGGCUACUGAUGCUCUCCAAGGAACUCGAAUAACUCGAGAGUCAGACUUGGAUGCUCUCCUUCAACUGAUCUCUAGCUUGCUAGUUGGCCUUCGAGAUCCUACUUGUCCUUUGCCUUCGCGUACUGGAGGCCCAGGAACAGAGACUGUGGCUGAAUUCGAUGAUGUAGAGGAGUUCGUGGAAGCGCAAUGUUUAGUGUCGGGUGCUAUACAUCUUCUGGGCGAAGAUCCAAGAUCUCGCGACCCAGACACAGCUUAUCUGCUUUUAGUCAAGCUGAAUAAGUGUCUUGUGCAGGGCGGCCCCGCUCUUAUCCGAUUUAACUUCCCUGCUCUCCUAUUUGAGGUGAGUCUAAGCCUUUUUCACUUUCAUGUAUACAAUUAG
Protopolystoma xenopodis is the source of this 909-nucleotide messenger RNA. Lineage: Eukaryota; Metazoa; Platyhelminthes; Monogenea; Polystomatidea; Polystomatidae. The record is from the annotation of a GenBank genome assembly.